UGCUCAAAAAUUCAAACUAUAUUUGACUAAAAAGCGUUAACGAAACAAGGAAUUGUGGCAUUGCCUCUGACUGUCCGGGGAAAAAAAUAAAUCACAUAUGCCUGCUCAGUGUACAUUGUAUACAUUUCAUAUUUGAUUGCAGUGAUAGUUAAUUAUCGUUUGGUGCAGCGAUUUGGUACCCUACACCUACAUAACGUCCAACCGGUUUUUCUACGGAAAAUUCAGAAACAUGGGGAAGAUAGGAUUAGAAUUCAAAGCGUGUUUAGAAAAUGUCAAAAGCUUGCGUUGCUGUGGAAAAGAUUUCAGAUGGUUUUUGAAGUUCCGUUGUAACAAUUGUGGAGAAGUUACUGCAAACUGGCAGUAUGUGACUGAAGACAUGUCUGCAGAUUUAAAAGGUGGUCGUGGGCAAGCAAAUAUGGUAGAAAAGUGUAAGAUGUGCUCCAGAGAGAAUUCAAUAUCUAUCCUAGAAGACAGAGUUCAACCAUACACUUUUGAAGAUGACCUAAAAUCAAAAGUAAUUGUUGUAUUUGACUGUAGGGGUUUGGAACCAGUCGAUUUUGAUCUGAGAAGUGGUUGGGAAGUUGAAUCAAAUAGUUCAACGAAAACCUUUUCAGAUGUUGAUCUGAAAGAUAAAGACUGGUUUGAUUAUGACGAAAUUGGGAGUGAAACUAUCGGUAUCACCGAAUUAACAUUCAAAUUUGUAAAACUAAAGAAGUGAACUUGGACCUGUAGAUUAAAUUUUGAAUACAGAAAUACUUGAAUUACAGAAUUACUCUUUUGCCUAAAAAUGCCUCCAAAUGCAUGCUCAAUGUUUUGAAAUUUAUAUAUAUUUUUAUAGAACACAGCCAUGGCAUUGUUGUAUCAAAUGGAUUUCAGCUGACCAGUUUUUAAUACUGUAAAAGCCUGUCCCCUGAAACCUAAUUAUAUAUCUCUUGAUUGUGAAUAAACUAGAUACAGUAUGAUAUUUCGCUGCUAUUUAAAAACUAAUUUAGAUUCUAUAAUUAUGGUGACAGGUU
Molecule: messenger RNA, 1016 nt
Organism: Styela clava
Lineage: Eukaryota; Metazoa; Chordata; Ascidiacea; Stolidobranchia; Styelidae
Source: RefSeq, a predicted model, not a curated record